AUGAUGGCCUCGUGUCGGCCUCGGCGCCACAGCGUCGUCACGCUGCGCCUGACGGUGACGCCCGACGACGAGCUCGAGCUGUGCCGCGGCGGCGCCCCGGCGGCCGCGCCCUCGCCGAGCCCCACUCUGCCGCCGCGCCCGCGCUCGCACUCCCGCCAGCGCUACUCGCAGGGGCGCCAGCCGCCCGCCUCGCCCCUCCGCCGCACGCCCACCUCCCCGCUGCCCCGGACGCCCCCUCCGCUCUCCAGGACGCCCACGUCGCCCAUGAGCCGCACGCCCACCUCCCCCCUGUGCCGCGAGCCGCCCUCGCCCAACGCGCGCUCCACGCCCUCGCCCGUGUCCCCGCGCAGCGUGGGCGGCCGCCACUUCCGCUACGACGUGUGGGCGGACCAGAGGGGCCUCCGGCGGAGGUCGUCGCUGCUGACGGUGCCCUCCACGCACGACCCGCCCGCCGACCUCCACCUGCGCCUGCCCCGCCAGAGGUCGUCCUCCAUCGCCGGGCCGCUGCGCCCGCCGGACCUCGUCAGGUGGGUGGCCGCGAGCGAGCGCAAGGGCGUUUGGGUGGAGGCUUGA
Penaeus indicus is the source of this 573-nucleotide messenger RNA. RefSeq lists its product as uncharacterized. Bases 1 to 573 code for a protein of 190 amino acids. NCBI's taxonomy places the organism in Eukaryota, Metazoa, Arthropoda, Malacostraca, Decapoda, Penaeidae. The record is from RefSeq and is a predicted model, not a curated record. The transcript has a single exon.